Molecule: messenger RNA, 2496 nt
Organism: Exophiala viscosa
Lineage: Eukaryota; Fungi; Ascomycota; Eurotiomycetes; Chaetothyriales; Herpotrichiellaceae
Exons: 2
Coding region: 1-2259 (752 amino acids)
Source: RefSeq, a predicted model, not a curated record
AUGGGCGAGCAAAAGUUCAAGGCCGUCGAAAGACGUUCUCUGGCCAUGCGGAUGGAUAUUGCGCUGCAUCCGUCCACCUCCAUGUUUUGUUUUGAUGCAACAGAAUCUAAUGUAUCGUUCACUCGAGCCACAAUGUUCCCGUCUUCCGACCCUGCAAUACCGCAAGCUAGAUCAGAAGAGUUAGCGGCCGCAAAUCGGACACCGCAUAACGCUCCACGAUUCUCGAACGAUAAAGGUCACCGCGAAACCGAACUCGGCAGUGUACAGCAGCACGAGGGGCAUAGCGUCAUGCCCACAGAGUGGCUUGAGCAGGAGCUCAUAGAUAAGUCUCGACAUCCCAGCGACGCCGAAGCAGGGCAUAUACAUAUGCGAGGAGAACCAACCCAUCAGUCAUGGCAAGAACCUUACCUGCCAAUACAAGAAACUGCGCAACAGGAGCGAGGAAACCCGAGGAAUGAUACCCUGGAAGCUUCGUCGCUGCAGCUCUCAAGUCCGCUGCACAGUCAAAGACCGGCGUUUCCAGAACAAAUCCAAGCCAAUACUGUGAAGGCCACUCCCAGUGCUAAUCAAGCAUACAAGAUACGUAAUCACUAUGCGCCAGGACUGGAUUCCUUUCUUCUUCAGCAGGAGGCCAUGGCCAACCGUCAAACGGGACGUUCGGAUAUCGAUGCCCUGUUCGAGAGCAGUGAUGUUGAGGGGGACAAUUCCAUGCUGCAACAAUCUUCAGAGUCAUCGCAACAUCACCCUCCCAUCCCUGGUUUAUUUGACCACAGACCCCCCCAACACCAAGCUUCAGAAGCACUUCUGUCGAAUGAUGACCUCUGGGACGAUUCUGGACACCUCCCCGAGAUAUCGUCCAGGCUAAAGCAAGAUCUGGGCAAUGCUGAAGAAGUGCUUGCUCGGUUACGAGACGGUGAUUGGCGCCACCCGGUAGAACUCCAGACGGCGUCCAGACAGUUCGGCCUGAGCAAUGCUAGCAGUGCUGGGACAGAGCCGUUCGGUCCACCUCGGAAGUCCCUGGGCCUGGAAUCCCCUGAAAGUGCCGCUACCAGGCUAUACAGUGCAGAAGUACAGGAGGAACAUCACGUUUCCGCGUAUCACGACAACGGGGCCAGCUUGGAAGGUGACAACGAAACUGAAGGUCAAGCUCAAUUCCAUUGGCUCUCAUGUGGCUGCGCUGUCGGGCGUUGUCAUUGCCAAUCUCCCAGCUUGAACGAUACUGACGACCUCGAACGGCAAGCGAACAAUGACAACUUCCGGACAGAUCCCAGGCCAACUCAGCCGAUUGGUCAUGCAGCAUCUUCGCAGUCGACUGAAGUUGGGUCAAGGCCACCACCCUGGCACUCAGGACUGGGGACAACAAGCACUGGCCCGUCUCGUUCAGACACCCCUCGUCCGCCGAUAGAAGACAGAGAGCAACCUCCAUUCAUUAUCUAUGAUUUGGAUGACAAGAUCCUCACCACCGUCGAGGGCGAAGCUUAUGAAGAGACCACUGCAGGAGAAGACUCACGAGGUGUGGUCCCGCUUCAUCAUGGUGAACGAUCUUCUACGCCAUCACCGACAUCUGCACGUGGACGUUAUCCUGAAGUUCCUGGUUGGGACCACGAAUCUGAGGCGAAACAUAUAGAACGGGAAGUUUCGGUUCCGCCUCCUAAGAGAGAAUGGGUUAUGCCUCCUCGUGACAUGGAAAUGUCUAUGCCGCCUCGUGACAGGGAAGUGUCAAUGCCGCCGCCUCCUCGGGAGACCUCUGUGCCGCCUCCUGAGAGGGAAAUGUCCAUUCCUCCCGCCGAUGUGGAAAUGUCUGUCACUGCGGAGGUGGUGUUCGGACAAGAGACGGCAAGCUUUCCACCUGUUGAAAGACCAAAUAUGCCUCCCAUCCCAGACACUACGGCGCCUCUGAAGCAGCCUAAGCGUGGUGAACGACGCAAGUCAGCAGUUCAGGGCGCAAAGGUUGACAAGAGGUCAGUCACAGUGACGAAGCAGAGAUCCAAAUCUAGGAAUGUGACCAGAAAACCCACUGCCUCCGUCGGAAAGCUGGUGGAACAGGCUAAGAAGCUCAACAAAGCUUCCGAUGGUGUUGCUGAUGACAACGAUAUGACCAGGGACAAGCCGAGAGUAGCCGGGAAGGUUGCUGCUGCGGUCAACAAGAUCGAGAAGCAGGUCAAGCAGCAAGAAGACGUAAAGAACCUGAAGCAGAAAGAUGGGAUGCCGGUCCGCAGGAGUCAAAGGACGAAAGCGGCCAGGACGUCCGUGCCGUGAGAGGUUUCAUUUUCCCCGGGUUUACUGAGGUUGUAAUGGCUUUGUCCUUGAGCGUAAGCGUGUUGAGCAGUGGAUUUAUUAGUCCGUAGCAUAUCAUGAUAUCAUGAUACCCUUCUUUUCACCUUGUCCAGGCACAUUGUAAAGAAGAGAGUGUUCCUAGACAUGAAAGGUGGAGGUGUACCCCGGACUUGGCGGAUUGUAAAGCCGACCAAGAUCGAUCGGCCUCACUACCUCCAC